Messenger RNA from Myotis daubentonii (Daubenton's bat), 1497 nucleotides. It is a transcript of the gene HOXB13, whose product is annotated as homeobox B13. Gene Ontology annotation, molecular function: DNA binding; DNA-binding transcription factor activity, RNA polymerase II-specific. The record is from RefSeq and is a predicted model, not a curated record. Lineage: Eukaryota; Metazoa; Chordata; Mammalia; Chiroptera; Vespertilionidae. Gene Ontology annotation, biological process: regulation of DNA-templated transcription.
AUUUCUGCCACGAAGAUUUUAUUAGCUUCUCCACCUGACCGCGGCCAAUCAGCGCGAGUGCCCGGGCACCUGCGUCUCGUGCGUCAGGGCGGCCCCGGUCGAGCCCGAGCUGGCGCCCUGGGAGCGGGGAGCGGCUUAAAACGCUUUGGAUCCCCAGGGCCUGGUUGGGGACAGCGAGCUGGGGGCCCCCCUGCAUCCCCCGCUCUCAGCACCCCAUGCGCCGACCCUCGGCCCCAUGGAGCCGGGCAAUUAUGCCGCCUUGGACGGGGCCAAGGAUGUGGAGGGCUUGCUGGGGGCGGGAGGGGGCCGGAGUCUGCUCGCCCACUCCCCGCUGGCCAGCCACCCCGCGGCGCCCACGCUGAUGCCCGCUGUCAACUAUGCCCCCUUGGAUCUGCCAGGCUCUUCGGAACCCCCGAAGCAGUGCCACCCGUGUCCCGGGGCGCCCCAGGGCGCGUCCCCGGCCCCGAUGCCUUACGGCUACUUCGGAGGCGGGUACUACUCCUGCCGCCUGGCGCGCGGCUCCCUGAAACCCUGCGCCCAGGCCGCCACGCUGGCCGCCUACCCCGCGGAGCCUCCCGCGGCCGGCGAGGACUACCCCAGCCGCCACGCCGAGUUCGCCUUCUACCCGGGGUACCCGGCGCCCUACCAGCCUAUGGCCAGUUACCUGGAUGUGUCCGUGGUGCAGACGCUGGGCGCCCCCGGGGAGCCGCGCCACGACGCCCUGCUGCCCGUGGACAGUUACCAGCCCUGGGCCCUCCCCGGGGGCUGGAACAGCCAGAUGUGUUGCCAGGGAGAACAGAACCCACCGGGGUCCUUCUGGAAGACGGCGUUUGCAGACUCAAGCACUCAGCACCCUCCGGAAGGCUGUACCUUCCACCGAGGCCGCAAGAAGCGCAUUCCCUACAGCAAGGGGCAGUUGCGGGAGCUGGAGCGAGAGUAUUCAGCUAACAAGUUCAUCACCAAGGACAAGAGGCGCAAGAUUUCAGUGGCCACCAGCCUCUCAGAGCGCCAGAUCACCAUAUGGUUUCAGAAUCGCAGGGUCAAGGAGAAGAAGGUCCUUGCCAAGGUCAAGACCAACGCUAGUGUGUGAGGGUGCUCCCUGGCUGGGGAGGUGGUGGGGGAUGGUGGGCAGUAUCUGGGGAGACCAGGAACCUGCCAAGGACAGGCUGGGACCCAGGACUCUGUUCAGGGGUCCCCAGAGGUGACACUUUUUUCAGGCCAUGGCUCCUGUGCCGUUUCCCAGGGACAACCUGAGUACCCCAUAUGUCCCAGUGAGCCACUGAGGCCCAAGUGAAAGCCUAAUCUGCCGGAGUGACAGGACCCAAAGGGCCUGUCCCAGUCAUUAGCAUUCCCCCUGGCAGUGGCGAUAUUCACCAUAACCAGGACUAGUUGCCAGGAUAACUAGUCUCAUACUUUCUACUAGAGCUCUGUGGAGCAUUACAGAAACCGCUUUCAUGGAAUGAACUGAUCAUGAAUAAACUUGGAAGGAGAUGGUGA